AUGGGCGGCCCUUCCCCUUUCAGAGUACCCAUAAUUAACUCCGGAAACAGGAAGAACUGGUAUCCCACGAUGGACGGUGAAUGCAAUGGCCGCAACAUCCAGACAGUACUGUCAUACGCCGUAGCUGUGGUGUCCAUCUCAACAGACUGGAUCUUUGCGACUCUCCCCAUCUUCCUCCUCUGGGACGUCCAACUCGACUGGCGCGUUAAGAUCUCUGUAAUGUCCAUGCUCGGCCUGGGAAUCUUCGCAUCCAUCGCCCCCAUCGUCCGCCUCAAGUUCCUCAUCGGCCUGAACGACCCAACCCGACUUCUCCAGAACCUCGGCGAAAUCCUCGCUUGGGCCUGCGCAGAAAUGAACGUCGGCAUGUUCGUCGCCAACCUACCCGCCUGCCGCCCUCUCCUCACAAACUUCAUCUCGCACUUCUCAUCCUGGUCAGGAAGCCACUCCAACCCUUCCGGCGGCUACUCGAAGAAGCAAAACCCUCGGGGUUCCAUCCGCGCCGGUCCAGGAUCAAAGCAAUGGAUGGAGCUCAACGAGCGGCCGGAGAACCACUCGAAUUCGGGUAGCAAGCCCAAGAGCGUGGGUGUGGAAACAAAAAUCUAUGGCGAUUUGGAUGAGUACAGUAACACGAGCCUGGAACAUGUUGAUGGGGAUCAGAAGCGUGGUGGACAGCGGCCGAGUGGUGAUGGCUUGCAGGUCAGUGUGCAAAAGGACUUCAGAGUGGAGAUUAGUGACAGGAAGCAGUUGACGGCGUUGCCUAGGGUGCCGUUGGAAACUGUUUGA
Molecule: messenger RNA, 783 nt
Organism: Alternaria triticimaculans
Lineage: Eukaryota; Fungi; Ascomycota; Dothideomycetes; Pleosporales; Pleosporaceae
Exons: 3
Coding region: 1-783 (260 amino acids)
Source: RefSeq, a predicted model, not a curated record